This is a messenger RNA of Pimephales promelas (fathead minnow), 1706 nucleotides long. RefSeq lists its product as uncharacterized. The record is from RefSeq and is a predicted model, not a curated record. Gene Ontology annotation, biological process: regulation of gene expression. Gene Ontology annotation, cellular component: nucleus. Lineage: Eukaryota; Metazoa; Chordata; Actinopteri; Cypriniformes; Leuciscidae.
AACCGAUGCGAAUCAGAAAAAUAAAAGAAGAAGAAGGAGAAACCGAGGUUCAUACAUUGUAAAAAAUGUCCAAAAUGGGACUUGUGUCUAUUCAUUCGUUUUUGGUGAAGCGCAUGACAGCAGUUGCCGAAGAAAUAUUUGACGCUGUCAAAGAAAAUAUGAUUGAAUAUGAGCAGGAGAUAGAGCGUCUAAAGCAAGAGAACUGUUGUCUCAGGAGUACACUGACUCACAGCCGCAACGGCGUCUGUGCAGAAACACGCCACCAUGAUACUCAGAGAGAUGGAUGUCUGCAAGUUCCAUUGGGUUCAGAACUGUCAGAAAUUCAAGUAAAAAUGGAGGUUGCCACUGUGAUGCCCCAUGAUCCUUUGAGACAAGCUUCUACCAAUACUUCUCCCCUUUCCGAAGAUUUUAAAUGGCAGGAACCCUCUCACUGCCUCACACUUCUGCCAAAAAUGCUGUCGAAGAAUGAAGAUAUUGGUGGUACAGAUACACAAUCAUCAAUCGCAUUUGGUACAGAUACACAAUCAUCAAUCACAGUUAAGUCAGAGCUGUGUGAAAAUCCGGCUAAACAUUCAUACCCAUCUGCAGUGCAGUCUGGCAGUGAUUGUCAUGUUGAACCUCCAGCACCUAAACAAGACCUGUCAUGUCUUCAACUUCACAUUGAAAAUUCUGAUGAGAUGUCACAAAAGGCAAUUGAAAGUCACCAAAACACACUAAUGUGCAAGAUUUGCAGAAAAGUUUUCAGCACCAAAGGACAUUUGCAGAGACACAAUUUAGUGCACCAGAACCAGACACCUUUCCGCUGUGGUUCAUGUGGGAGUCGUUUUAAAUCUAAAUUCCACUUGAAAGAACAUGAGAGACUCCAUGCAGAAAGGCGAUCAGAAGAUCGGUCCGAAGAACCACUGGACUCACAGAUCUCCCAUGUUGAAGUAAUCCUGCAGCCAGACCGUGUAAAUGUGGACACAAACCCACGGCACUCUCCUAAAUUUAUAUUUUCUGAUCAGGGACCUGGGAAAUAUCCUUUCAAUUGUAAGAUUUGUGAUAGGCCAUUCAAACGUCAAACGAGCAUGAAAAACCACAUGCUUUUACACCAAGGUGAUCGAAACUACCCCUGUAAAUUUUGUGGCAGAAGAUUCUAUAAGAGCUGGCAUCUUACAGAGCAUUUAAGAAUUCACACUGGUGAAAAACCAUUUGGGUGCAAUAAAUGUGGAAAGGGGUUUGUUCAGUGGAAUCAGGCACGAUCACAUAUAAUCAAGCACCAUGAAGGAGAUAUGUCACUGUUAUCAAAGGAAAAAGCCUAAACCUAUAAAUUGGCUUUUGUUAUAACCACUUCUUUAGCAAGAAAAUUAGAAUUUCUGAUGUACAUUUCUAAUAAUAAAUGAUGCACAGAGACAUUUAUCUCAGGUUUUGUAGAUGCACAUACUCUUCCUACAUCCCAUGUCUGUCAUUUAAAAAAAGUAAUUUUGCUUGCAUUUUGCUAUUUUGGUAUACAUGGUUUCAAAGCAGCUUUACAGAUUUUUUUACAGACUAAUAUAUUCAAUUUCAUAGGUAUUCAUUAGCCUAUCGUUAUUCAUUACUGACAUGCCAGCUGCAUAAAAGGGCUUGAUACCAAGGUGUGGAUGUGAGCAAAGUCAGUAUCCCUUGUCACUCGAGUUAAAGGACAACUCCGGCGCAAAAUGAACCUUUGGUCUAAUUACACAUUGUUA